Grammomys surdaster is the source of this 1929-nucleotide messenger RNA. It is a transcript of the gene Slc6a11, whose product is annotated as solute carrier family 6 member 11. Gene Ontology annotation, biological process: sodium ion transmembrane transport; neurotransmitter transport. Bases 7 to 1890 code for a protein of 627 amino acids. Gene Ontology annotation, cellular component: plasma membrane. The record is from RefSeq and is a predicted model, not a curated record. The transcript has 14 exons. NCBI's taxonomy places the organism in Eukaryota, Metazoa, Chordata, Mammalia, Rodentia, Muridae. Gene Ontology annotation, molecular function: gamma-aminobutyric acid:sodium:chloride symporter activity.
GCGGCCAUGACUGCGGAGCAAGCGCUGCCCCUGGGCAACGGGAAGGCGGCCGAGGAGGCGCGGGGGUCCGAGGCGCUGGGCGGCGGCGGCGGGGGCGCGGCGGGGACGCGCGAGGCGCGCGACAAGGCUGUCCACGAGCGUGGCCACUGGAACAACAAGGUGGAGUUCGUGUUGAGCGUAGCGGGAGAGAUCAUCGGGCUGGGCAACGUGUGGCGCUUCCCCUACCUGUGCUACAAGAACGGCGGAGGGGCAUUCCUGAUUCCUUACGUGGUAUUUUUCAUCUGCUGUGGAAUCCCUGUCUUCUUCCUGGAAACGGCUCUGGGGCAGUUCACGAGCGAGGGCGGCAUCACGUGCUGGAGGAGGGUCUGUCCUUUGUUUGAAGGCAUCGGCUAUGCAACGCAGGUGAUCGAGGCGCACCUCAAUGUCUAUUACAUCAUCAUCCUGGCCUGGGCCAUCUUCUACCUGAGCAAUUGCUUCACCACUGAGCUUCCCUGGGCUACCUGUGGGCACGAGUGGAACACAGAGAAAUGUGUGGAGUUCCAGAAGCUGAACUUCAGCAACUACAGUCAUGUGUCCCUGCAGAAUGCCACCUCCCCGGUCAUGGAGUUCUGGGAACGCCGGGUCUUGGCUAUAUCGGAUGGCAUUGAGCACAUUGGGAACCUCCGUUGGGAGCUGGCACUGUGUCUCCUGGCGGCCUGGACCAUCUGCUACUUCUGCAUCUGGAAGGGUACUAAGUCGACUGGAAAGGUCGUGUAUGUCACUGCAACCUUCCCCUACAUCAUGCUGCUGAUCCUCCUGAUCCGAGGGGUCACAUUGCCAGGCGCCUCUGAAGGCAUCAAGUUCUAUCUGUACCCUGACCUCUCCCGGCUCUCUGAUCCACAGGUGUGGGUGGACGCUGGGACGCAGAUCUUUUUCUCCUAUGCCAUCUGCUUGGGCUGCCUGACCGCGCUGGGGAGUUACAACAACUACAACAACAACUGCUACAGGGACUGUAUUAUGCUCUGCUGUCUAAACAGUGGCACCAGCUUCGUGGCCGGGUUUGCCAUCUUCUCAGUCCUGGGCUUCAUGGCGUAUGAGCAGGGUGUGCCAAUUGCUGAGGUAGCAGAAUCAGGUCCUGGAUUGGCUUUCAUCGCCUACCCCAAGGCUGUCACUAUGAUGCCUCUCUCUCCAUUGUGGGCCACCUUGUUCUUCAUGAUGCUCAUCUUCCUGGGCCUGGACAGUCAGUUUGUAUGUGUGGAGAGCCUUGUGACAGCCGUGGUAGACAUGUACCCCAAGGUCUUCCGGCGGGGCUACCGGCGAGAACUGCUCAUCCUGGCCUUGUCCAUCAUCUCCUAUUUCCUAGGUCUGGUGAUGCUGACAGAGGGAGGCAUGUACAUUUUCCAGCUUUUUGACUCAUACGCCGCCAGUGGCAUGUGCUUGCUCUUUGUGGCUAUCUUUGAGUGUGUCUGCAUCGGCUGGGUGUAUGGAAGCAACCGGUUCUAUGACAAUAUUGAGGACAUGAUUGGUUACCGGCCACUAUCACUCAUCAAGUGGUGCUGGAAAGUCGUGACUCCUGGGAUCUGUGCGGGCAUCUUCAUCUUCUUUCUGGUCAAGUACAAGCCGCUCAAGUACAACAACGUGUACACAUAUCCUGCUUGGGGCUACGGCAUCGGCUGGCUCAUGGCUCUGUCUUCCAUGCUGUGUAUCCCGCUCUGGAUCUUCAUCAAGCUGUGGAAGACAGAGGGCACCCUGCCCGAGAAAUUACAGAAGUUGACAGUCCCCAGCGCUGAUCUGAAAAUGAGGGGCAAGCUUGGGGCCAGCCCACGGACGGUGACCGUUAAUGACUGUGAGGCCAAGGUCAAGGGCGAUGGCACCAUCUCUGCCAUCACAGAGAAGGAGACGCACUUCUGAGUCACCACCAGCCACUUGGAUGCGGCUCCAACCUUUCUU